CAUGACGUCUAAAAUUUCCCUUCAAUCACAUCCAGAGAUAAAAGUGAUAACCUCAACAAAAUUCAGAAAUAAGAAUGAACUCAAAUCUCCCGAGCAACUUCUUCACAAACGACGACGGGACUCAUCCUCCUCAACAACUUCUUCAUCUUCCUCGUCGACAUCUUCUAGCAGUUCUGAGAGUUCAUUAUCUGAAGGGGAUUAUGCGGACAGUUCCAUUCAAUUUUGUGACUUGUGUUCCACUGAUCGAACCUUGCUUACUAUAGUAAGCAUUCCGACUUCACGGAAACAUGGAGGAGAAUAUUAUCAUGUAGUCAACAAUGUGACAGAGGAAACUAUUGAUAUAGAAAAAUAUGAUAGAAUCAUUCGAAUAAACAGCAACGAUGUCAAGAACAUUGAUCCUGUCGAAUUCAGAGAUAUCCUUCAAACGGAGCUGAGCAGCUCGAAGUGUUUCAAAUUUAGGAAAAGGACAUCAAUG
Saccostrea cuccullata (small rock oyster) is the source of this 475-nucleotide messenger RNA. RefSeq names its product pinin-like. The record is from RefSeq and is a predicted model, not a curated record. The annotation marks the transcript as partial. NCBI's taxonomy places the organism in Eukaryota, Metazoa, Mollusca, Bivalvia, Ostreida, Ostreidae. The transcript is spliced from 3 exons.